This is a messenger RNA of Pichia kudriavzevii, 933 nucleotides long. RefSeq lists its product as uncharacterized. The record is from RefSeq and is a predicted model, not a curated record. The transcript has a single exon. Gene Ontology annotation, biological process: L-ascorbic acid biosynthetic process. Bases 1 to 933 code for a protein of 310 amino acids. NCBI's taxonomy places the organism in Eukaryota, Fungi, Ascomycota, Pichiomycetes, Pichiales, Pichiaceae. Gene Ontology annotation, molecular function: gluconolactonase activity; calcium ion binding.
AUGUCAGUCAUCGAAUCCCCUAACAAGCAAGUCUUUCAAGUCCAAGAGGUUUACUCAGGCCCACACGGCCAACUCCUAGAGGGUACAACCUAUGACGAAAGAACUGAUACUUUUUUCUAUAUUGAUGUUAAGGCAGGUACCGUUUAUGCUGUUGCCAAUUCCACAGGCUCCACAAAGGCAGCUGAAGAUAAGAUCAAGGCUUAUAAAGUUUCAAAUACUAUUGGGUUUGUAGGGUUAACCACCGAUGUAAAUAAGAUCAUCUGUGCUGUUGAUUUGGGGAUUACGUUACUCGAUUUAACGACAGGUGAAACUGAACAGAUAGCAGCGUAUCCAAACGGCAAUGUUGUCAAUGGGGGCCAAUUGAGGUCCAACGAUGGUGGCAUUGAUAAAGAUGGUACACUUUGGAUCGGUACCAUGGAGGGCGGAUUGCACAGGAGAUUCGGUAGUAUGUACCUAUUGAAACAAAAAGGUGGCGUACUUACUGAGCUUUGGAACGAAUGCUUUAUUCCAAAUGGUAUCAAUUGGGAUGAGAAGAACGGUGUUAUGUAUUGGACCGAGUCGGGCGAACAUACAAUUUAUAAGUAUGACUAUGAUGCUUCCAAUAACCAUGUGUACUUGGAUUCCAAGACUAAGUACUUUGUUGACGAAAAAGAUCCUGACGGAUCAUGUUUGGACAAAGACGGUAAUUUAUACGUUGCUAUAUAUGGAUCCAAUAAAGUCAUUAGGAUCACCCGAAAGGGAGAAAUCGAUAUGGAAUGGAAGUUCCCAUCCCAAAACAUCACUUGCUGUAUCUUUGGUGAUAAAGAUUUGUCGUCACUUUACGUUUCCUGUGGCAAUGGUGCAGCGGAGGGCGACUUAGGCGCUGCAAUUUUCAAGAUUGAUCUCUCUCAAUUAGGAAUUAAGGGUGUUCCAUCUCACAAGUUCAUUUUGUGA